AUGGCAGGCCCCAGAGCUGGUCUCAGUCCGCUCCUUCGAUCGGGGCUCACUGUCCCCUCAAGGAACUGCUAUGCGAGAAGCUUCCUCCAAACACGCAUGGUACUGGGAUGUCGGAGAUGGCAAAGCACAACCACCGAGCGCACACGAUCCAAAGACGACGCAGCUUCGGCUGAUCAACCAGCCGAUCUAUCGCAUCUAAACCCAGAACCGGAAGACUACUCGCGAUUUAUCUUUCAAGACAAAUGCCACGUUACAGCGUAUGCCGGCGCCGGUGGCAACGGAUGCGUCUCAUAUCUGCGAGAGAAAUACAUUGAGGAAGGACCUCCAAAUGGCGGUGAUGGUGGUAGCGGAGGUGGCAUCUACAUACAAGCUGUCGAGGGGUUGACCAGCCUGCACAAGCUCGCACGAAGGGGAAUCAUCAAGGCUGGCCGAGGAAAGAAUGGACAGGGCAAAAGUAAGGGAGGAAAGAGAGGUGACGACGUACUUCUCCAGGUGCCUGUUGGGACAGUUGUCCGCGAAGUUGAUCGCCACGAUCCAGUCGCAGAAGAAAUCGCUCGCGUGCGGAAAGCCAAAGCUGCCCCAGUUGAUGAAGAUGAAGUCGAGUUUACACCUAUUCGAUAUGACCGCUGGAUGCUUCAUCCAGGUGCCAACCCGGCCGAUUUCUUGACGGUCAAGUUCCCGCGACUCAAGCCACGAAGACAAGCUAUCGCCGCUAUGGAACCAAAAGCGCCCAUCUAUCUUGAUCUUGACCAACCCAUGGAUAAGCCCAUACUACUAGCCGCAGGUGGUGCUGGUGGGUUAGGCAAUCCUCACUUCGUCACCCGCUCGAUGGGUCGACCCAAAUUUGCUUCACGCGGCGAGGGUGGCACAAAGCUUGAACUCGACUUCGAACUGAAGUUGCUCGCGGAUGUCGGAUUGGUCGGCAAACCUAACGCUGGGAAAAGCACCCUGCUACGUUCUUUGACCAACAGUCGUACCCGUAUUGGCAACUGGGAGUUUACCACACUCUCUCCUCACAUUGGAACUGUGAUCAUUGAUGACAACAAGGGUCGUCCCCUGGUUGACUCACAUAAGACAGCUCGCCGAACCCAUUUCACUAUCGCUGAUAUCCCUGGCCUGGUAGAGGGUGCUCAUCUUGACCGGGGACUUGGACUUGGGUUCCUCCGUCAUAUCGACCGGGCUGGUAUCCUGGCGUUUGUGCUCGAUCUCAGCAAUGGUGAUCCCGUUGAGGAACUACAGAAGCUCUGGCAUGAGCUUGCAGAGUAUGAGCGCCUGAGGAGUCUUGGCCCUGAGCCUGCUGCGGAAGAUGAGUCUGGUGUCGUUGAUUGGGACCCAUCUCAUCCGGGGCUUCCUGAGCUCGAUCGGCCGCGCAAGCGAAAGUUUGAACUGGGAUCCUUUGAUGACCAGGGAUCCGGACAGGCUCUCAACUACCAAUCCUCAGGCACUCUACCUCCACUUACCAUGCCACCCCUCUAUACGAAACCGUGGUUCGUUGUCGCCACCAAGGCUGAUAUCGAAAGUACACAGGAAAGAUACCAUGCCCUGCAGAAAUAUCUAACUGAUGUGGAGCAAGGCGCAGUGGACCAUCCGUCUGGUAUUGAAAAUGGCUGGAAAGAGAAGCUGACCGCUGUACCGGUUAGUGCCAUCAAUGGCCAAGGAGUCUCUCGAAUUCCGAAGCUGGUGAUGCAAUAUCUGGCAUAA
Molecule: messenger RNA, 1701 nt
Organism: Penicillium oxalicum
Lineage: Eukaryota; Fungi; Ascomycota; Eurotiomycetes; Eurotiales; Aspergillaceae
Product: GTP-binding protein Obg
Exons: 1
Coding region: 1-1701 (566 amino acids)
Cellular component (GO): mitochondrion
Molecular function (GO): GTPase activity; GTP binding
Source: RefSeq, a predicted model, not a curated record